Molecule: messenger RNA, 465 nt
Organism: Cercospora beticola
Lineage: Eukaryota; Fungi; Ascomycota; Dothideomycetes; Mycosphaerellales; Mycosphaerellaceae
Source: RefSeq, a predicted model, not a curated record
AUGCUGUACCUCGUCGCUACUGCAGUAUGCCUCGCUGCUUCGGCAAGCGCUCUUGCACUACCUCAAAUCACCACCGGUAACCCAGGCACCUACCCUCAACCAUUCGCGCAAAACACCACUCUGGGCUUCUUCUCUGGGAAGAGCUUCACUCCUGGCACGAAGAUUGGCUCCGUCUCGACUGAUACGAUCACCGAUCUGGAUGGCUGCGGGAUACGUACAGGCGAAGGUGUAAUCAAGUCCAUGUACUGCACGCCAUUGACGCACAGCACAAUCAGCAUUGGACAGGUCGACCACGGUAUCUGCACUUUGACUCUCUUCACUGGGUCGAAGAAUUGCGAGGUCGUGAGCGGAGGGCAGAGACGUCAGAUCCCAGUUCCCAAUGGGAAGGAAGAGACUUGCAUUUCGACCGGCGUGCUUGAUGGAGGCAGGUACCAGAAGGCCAGUGGAAUUUGGACAUGCGGCUGA